AUGUCCGCCAAGGCGAAGAAGCUGCCGCCUCUCCCCAAGCUGUGCAGCAGCCAGCCCCAGCUCUACCUCCGCGCCGACGGCCAGGGCGUCACGCGCGGCGCGGCUAGCGGUGCCUCCUCGUCGCAGCCGGCGCAGCCGGCGCUCGGCAGCGGCUUUGUCGGCGGUGCAGACGCGGGCGGGGGCAGCAAGGGGAUUCGGGCGAGGCGGCGGGAGAAGCCCGACACGGCGGGUGCGGGCUGGGGCAAUAUGCGCGCGCCCGAGAUGACGGCCGAACUCAAGCGCGAGCUGCUGAUGGAGCUUCCAAAGUACUUUCAGAUGGGGACGGUGCUCAACGACGGCAAGCUGCGCAAGCGAGCAAAGUCGCAGUUCCGAAAGGUGCAGCAGGCGACGAUGGCCGGUGUCAAGAAGCGGCCGGCAGGAAAGAGGGGAGGGAAGGGCGGGAAGAGGCGGUGA
Molecule: messenger RNA, 453 nt
Organism: Emiliania huxleyi CCMP1516
Lineage: Eukaryota; Haptophyta; Isochrysidales; Noelaerhabdaceae
Exons: 3
Coding region: 1-453 (150 amino acids)
Source: RefSeq, a predicted model, not a curated record